GAAGCAUUUAAGACGUUGCUGCUCAUCUACAGCUAGACAUUAAGUGAUCAGGGGAAGAGAAACUGUGGCAUACAAUGACAAACAUUCUGUCUCUUUGGGAACAGUUAUUUCAAGGUAGGAAACUGUAACCAAGCUAUAUAAAAUAACAUUUUAGAGGAAAUGAAAUGGUUAUAAGAUUAAGAUAUGUAGUUUUUUGUUUUUUUUUACACAUCAAACCAUGAAUUGACAAAGAGUUUAAUUUUAUUUAUUCUAAAUGGUAUUCUUGUCAAUGAGAUGUUUGACUUCAUUAUUGCUGGGUAUUAUCAACUGUUAAUUUAAUUAUAAAGAUCUAUAGAUAGAUAGACAGACAGACUAAUAUAUAAAAUUAUCUCAGCCUAAAAUUACUCUUUUAACUUCUAAUUUCACUUUAAGUAGUAUAUUUUUAUUCAGUGGUGUUGAUGAAUCUGUCACAUGUACUGUUUUAUACAUUGAAGGCAAUGGCCUCUCGUUUAUUAGAGAGGUUAUGAUAUUGUUUUAACCUUUUAAGGACCCGAGGUGCGAGAAUCUCUUUUAUAGCUUGAAAUGCCUGGCAUUAGUUAUUGAUGGGUUAUCCAGCUUUGUCGAAUGUUAAAAAACUAUGAAAUCGGCAUUGCCAUUAUUCUUUGCUGUUCUGGCAUUACUUUUAAAAACAAUAUGGAAAAGAGAGGUUACUAAUCUAUAAAACUUAUUUUCUACUUCUCAAUUUUACAUGCCUUUCAUCAAUCUCAGUUCACCCUCUUACUUUAUCUCAGAACCUUUCUUUUUUUGUUUGACUGAAUCAUACAUGGAACUUUCCUCAGAUUUGCCCAGAGACUGUAGCCGUGAUUGGUUUUUGACCAAUCAGGUAUCUCUUUCUCCUCAGGGCAUGGGAAAUGGAUUUUAACUUCACUCACUCCUUGUCUCGCUUCAUUCACUUUUAAAUAGGAACCAAACCUCCAGUUAGAAUAAAUGCAAAGCUCACCAAAAUACACAACAUUAUUUAAUCACCCAGGUUUUAUCUUAGCCUGUUAAACCCUUGAUCUUACAUGUUUUACUACAGAAUAUCAAAACAUCUGCUAUUAACUAUCCUACUUUAAAGAGUUAUUUGAAAUAAUUAUUGAUGGGGCCUCGGUAAAACCUCCAAAUUGAUAAUUUGAUGAUAACUACACCUAUUCUCACACUUCUGGUGCUAGUCCCCAAGUAAACUAUAAUCUUCCUCUGACACAUACCUUUUAUUAAUACGUAUUGGGAAUGUCUAGCUUUUAGCUCUAGUGCCAGUUUAGGUAAGUAUUGGGAGUGCACCGUCCCCAACUCAAAUUAAUAUAAUUACAGGUCUGUUAGAUAAUGUCAAGUCACUCUGUUCACAAAACCCCAACCCCAAGAUAUGUAAAGGAAUUUGGAAUGACAAGUGCUCGUACAUUGUAUUCGUAACUUUCUUAAGAGACAUUAACUCAUGCCAUAUUCCAUAUAUUGGGUAUUGCUAGCGGGCGUUCAGAGGGUAAAGCCCCCAGACAUGCACCUCUUAAAGGGACACUGAAGGCACUGUAUCUGUUUCAUCUCAUUAAAUUAGUUUUAGUGUCUGCAAUCCCCUGGUACCAUAAUUAUAUUCAGCAUUAAACAGUUUUUAAAGUUUUAUUUAUGUUUAAUGCUAAAUGAGGAAGCAUUCGCUUGAGCAGCAAUGGGUAGCUGUGAUUGGUUGAGAAUGUCAGCUGACUGCUUUUAGCCAGUCAGAUCUCCAUCUGAUGGUAUGAAGGUUAUGACUACAAGCCGCACAUCCAGAAGGGGCCGGACUGUGGUUGGCCAAGGAACCUUAUUUAGUGUUAAACUGCUCUAAAAUAGUUUUCACUUUGAAUGGAGAAACAGUGCCAGGGGACUCCAGGCACUAUAACCAAUUCAAAAAGAUGAAAUGGCUAUAGUGACUACAGUGCCCCUUUAACCCCAGAUCCCUUCACAGUAACUAUUUCAUGCAUACACUAUUCACACUGAAAUACACAUAAAAAUUCAAACACCAGAUACAGAAUGUACACUGUACACACAAGCAUUUAAAAUGAGCAGAUAAAAAAAAAAUUCACAAUCUUAAACUCAGUACGACAAAUGUAGUAGAGAGACAUUCAGACUCUAUUAAGCAUGCUGUUAAAAAGGACUCAUUAAGGUAAGGCUGAGUGGAUUUUUUAGGUUGGGGUGGUUAACAGAGAACUUAGGGAAGAAUUGGAGUAUGAUUGUACAUUGUACCUCCUUUUCAAUCACAGCCUAUUUUGGGCACGUUCAAUGAUUCUGUGGUUGCAUAAGCAUUACAUUAUAUAAUGAUGACAUUUUAAAGCAGCUCUGUCACCUUCUGGGGUCUUUGAAUAUUUAGCAAAGACCACAGAUGGUGACUGCACUAGUUUUACUGCUAAGGCCCGGGUUUGCAGGGGAAGCUAAUUUUUACUUACUUGAACUCACAAGCACUGCCAUCUUUUUAAGCAAGGUCCUCUUUACUCUCAUGCAUGCGGGGUAGGUACGCUACUGUCCGUAAAGAUGCAUUGAUUCAGUUCAUCUCUAUGAGGAGAUGCUGACUAGCUCAGCGUGGUGUUUUGCCUUGCAUGCACAAUCACCUCCCUCCCAAUGCUUUCAUAUUGGAUAGCAUUGGAUUGGCUCAAGACUGAUGAUCUCAACCAUGGAUGUUGAGCUAGGUGGGCCAGCCACUGCAAGACCAGUGCGGCGUGAUAGAAAAGGUGAGUAAAAUAACCUUUUUGCUAAGAUCGGAGGGGGAAUGGUCACCUAAACAGCCACAUCAUCACCACAGAUGGCAAGCAUUCCUGACACUAUACUGUUCCUUUAAAUACAGUCCCCCCUUUCCCGUUUCCCAUGAAAAUAAUAAAAUUAACCUUUAUAUUUACCUCUUAACUGUGCGAAGGUUUUCUCUGCAUUACUUACAUGUCCACCUCCUGCAACGUCUUAUGGGGUCAUCAAGUGAAUGAGUUUUACUUGGUCAAUACAAUAUCGGCACCUCUAGAGGAUGUCAGCAUUGCAGCCACUGGUGGUGGAUUGAAUCCUGCAAUGUAAAUAUUGUAGUUUCUAAAAUAAACUGCAAUGUAUUACAUUGCAGAGUUAAGAGGACAGAAAUACUGCAUUCAGGCCAUUUCCUUGCGUUUUUUGAGGAAAUGGCUUAAAUAAACAAUUGUGAGUGAUUGUAUAGCACCUAUUUACUUUCUGCUUAAGACAACAGGAUAAUUAAGGGCACUUCUCAUUUAACCCCUUAGCGACCCAGGACGGUUCAGGACCGUCAUCGGCAUUUUUGCCUUGAGGACCGAUGACGGUCCUGAACCGUCCUAACGGUUCUAUUUACUUACCUGAUCGCCGUCGUUCCCCCGGAGGCGAUCAGCGUGGCUCCCGGUGUGGGGAGACUGCCUGCUGCCCAGACAGUCUCCCCACACUGAUUUAGGACCCCUGUGGCCAUGUGAUCGCUUAACAGAGCGAUCACAUGGUCACAAUAGGUGUCCAUGUGUCUGCCUGCAGGGGGACUGCCUGUGCUGACAGGCAGUCUCCCUGCAUGUGUAAAAUCAGAAAAAAAAUAAAGUUAAUGUUAAUUAAAAAAUAAAUAAUUAAUUAUAUAUGUGUAUAUAUGAUAUAUAGACAUAUAUUAUAUCUAUAUAAUAUAUGUCUAUAUAUCAUAUAUAUAAUACCAUACUAAGUGUAUUUUUAUAUUAAUAUGUACUUAUAUUAAAAUAAAAAUACACUUAUAAUUAAAUUACACACGUAUAUAUAUAAUAUAUAUAAUAACUAUAUAUAUUGUAUAUAUAUAUUAUUAUAAAAUAUAAAUAAUAAGUAAUUUAAAUUAAAUAAAAUUUUUUUUAAAUAAUAAUAAAAAAUUUAAAAAAAAUUAUAUAGCUAUAUGAAAUUUUAUUCUAACUGUAUUUUAAAAUUAAUAUAUAUAUAUUUAUAUCAAAAUACACUUAGAAUGAAUUUGUAUAUAUAUCUAUGUAUAUAAAAAUAAAUAAAAAUAAUAAGAAAUAUACAUAUGUCCAUAUACAAAAUUACAUAAAUAAUUAUAUAAAUAUACACGCAGACUUCAGAUAUAUAAAUAUGCAUAUAUAUUUAAAUUCUACGUGCGUAUUUAUGUAAUAGUUUUACAUAAUUCAGUAAUUUUAUUGAUUGCAAUUUAAGGGACCUGCCUGCCAACCCAGGCCGAAAUUCCAAAGAAUUGAAUUUGCUAGCACUGUAUUUUACCCUGUAACGUUCUACGACACCCUAAAACCUGUACAUGGGGGGUACUGUUUUACUCGGGAGACUUAGCUGAACACAAAUAUUAGUGAUUCAAAACAGUAAAACAUAUCACAGCGAUGAUAUUGUCAGUGAAAGUGACUUUUUUUGCAUUUUCACACACAAACAGCACUUUUUACUGAUGAUAUAAUUGUUAUGAUACGUUUUCCAGUUUUUAAACACUAAUAUUUGUGUUCAGCGAUGUCUCCUGAGUAAAACAGUACCCCCCAUGUACAGGUUUUAUAGCAUUUUUGAAAGUUACAAGGUCAAAUAUAUGGGUCAAAUAUUUUACAUUGAAAAUGGCCAGGUUGGUUACGUUGCCUUUGAGAGCGUAUGGUAGCCCAGGAAUGAGAAUUACCCCCAUGAUGGCAUACCAUUUGCAAAGAAGACAACCCAAGGUAUUGCAAAUGGGGUAUGUCCAGUCUUUUUUAGUAACCACUUGGUCACAAACACUGGCCAAAAUUAGCGUUCAAUUUAGUUUUUUUACUUUUUUUCACACACAAACAAAUAUGAAUGCUUACUUUGGCCAGUGUUUUCGACUAAGUGGCUACUAAAAAAGACUGGACAUACCCCAUAUUGAAUACCCUGGGUUGUCUACUUUAAAAAAAAUAUGUACAUGUAGGGUGUUAUUCAGAGAUUUAUGACAGAUAAUAGUGUUACAAUGUCACUAUUGAUAAAUUUAAAAAAUUUAUGUUUUGAAACCGCAAUAUUCUACUUGUACCUAUAGCCCUAUAACAUGCAAAAAAGCAUGUAAACACGGGGUAUUUUUAAACUCAGGACAAAAUUUUGAAUCUAUUUAGCAGUUUUUUUAAUUCGCUUUUGUAGAUGAGUAAAAGAUUUUUCAAGUAAAAGUCAAAAAACAUGUAUUUUUUCAAUUUUUCAUCAUAUUUUUUUAUUUUUUUUAAAUUAAAAUACAUGAGAUUAUAUAAAUAAUGGUAUGUAAAGAAAGCCCUUUUGUCCUGAAAAAAACAAUAUAUAAUUUGUAUGGGAACAGUAAAUGAGAGAGCGGAAAAUUCCAGCCAAACACAAACACCACAAAAGUGUAAAAAUAUGCCUGGUCGCAAAUGUACAACAUCGCAAAAACAGUCCAGUCCUUAAGGGGUUAAACAGUAACUGUAUUUUCUCAUUUCCUGGAUAGGUUAUAUUAUUAAUCUGGUUUUUCAGGAAUGAGUAACACUGUCUGCCAAGCAAACAUUAACGUCAUUCUUGUUUUAUGUCCUUGCGUCAUUAGACAUGACCAGACGAGAAUCUGCUUUACAUAACGAUAUGGUGCUUUACCUGAAAUAAAAGUGUCAUAUGUUACUAAAGCAAAGUUUGAACUGCAUUUACUAAAAAGCUUUUAGUUAAUAAUAUCGCUUGUGUACAUAGGUUCAUUUGUAAUAAAAAGUAAACACUUUGCUCUCAUUCAGGAGAAUGCCACUGUCAUCAUUUAAUAUAUUAUAUUUGUUUAUUGAAAUCUAAACACAGCUGUUAGAGGUAAUUGAAGCUGUCUUUGUUGCUUGUCGAUAACACCACAAUUGUCAGACACACCAAAUAUAAACAUUUGCAUUUGUAUCAUGUUCUAGGUAAUGGAAAAAUGUACAGUAGACUACUAGAUUUCAUUGUGUGAUGGCACCAACAAAGUCUCUGCAGAGCUCUCCCUUAGCUGCUUCUUGGGGGGUGGGGGUGGGGGGUGAAUUGGAAGUAACACAAGCAAUGGCACCAACUUCAUUGGUUCCAUCCCUGCCGCCAAAGGAGCACUAGAAAACACAGAAGUUGUAACACUUAAAGGACCACUAUAGGCACCCAGACCACUUCAGCUUAAUGAAGUGGUCUGGGUGCCAGGUCCAUCUGGGGUUAACCCUGCCUGCUGUAAACAUAGCAGUUUCAUAGAAACUGCUAUGUUUAAUUCAGGGUUAAUCCAGCCUCUAGUGGCUGUCUCAUUGACAGCCACUAGAGGCGCUUCCGCGAUUCUCACUGAUUUUCACAGUGAGAAGACGCCAGCGUCCAUAGGAAAGCAUUAAGAAUGCUUUCCUAUGGACUGGCUGAAUGCGCGUGCUGCUCUUGCCGUGCAUGCGCAUUCAGCUGAUGAUGCCUGAAGGAGGAGGAGAUACCCCGGCGCCGAGGGAGCCCAGCGCUGGAGAAAGGUGAGUUUUUAACCCCCUUCCUCUCCCCUUCAACCCGGCGGGAGGGGGACCCUGAGGGUCGGGGCACCCUCAGGGCACUAUUGUGCCAGGAAAAUGAGUUUGUUUUCCUGGCACUAUAGUGGUCCUUUAAACUAACUGCAGUAGAAGGAACUGUAGUGCCAGUGGAAGUGGCAGCAACAUUUAUUGCAGCAUGAAAAGCCUCCUGGCUGGUGAAUUGGACUAACAGGCAUGAUUCUAAUUCCACUAUUAUGAUACCGAAUACUACUUAUAGUGGUAAAGGUAGCAGUGAUGUUGGAAGCAGCAGUAGAGGAAGUGUCAGCUGUCCUCAUGACUGUGUAAGAUGUGUUCAGAUUCUUAUAGGCCAUGGCACUACUGCUAAAACUGGAUUGGGAAACAUGACCCUUCCUCAAUUUAUACUUGGGGUUAAUACGUAUCAUUGAUGAUCGUAGGUUUCUUUUUCUUAUUACAAUAAAUGGGGUUAUUGGGCUAUUAAUAAAUGUGUAUUGGAUAAUGGGUAAACUAACACAACUUUAUUAAUCAAAUUUAGGUGUUUGUGUUGCAAACAUAAGUUUGUCUUUGGUGAAUGAAUAGCUGUAGAGUUACUGUGUUUUCUGUUAAGGAACACUGCACAAUGCUUCAAGGCUGACACCCUGGAUAAUAAUAGGAUUUCUUUUCCUGCACUAAGAUCAAUGACAAAAUGCCUGCCAAUCUUCUAUCUCCCACUCAGUUAUUUCAAGUGGCAGCAACUUCUAGCUAAAUACAGCAGAAAGUGAAACAGUCUACAGUAGACUCAAACUUUUCUUUCUCUUGUUACUGAACAUCUCAGUCCCUAACUAAAGGAUUUUAUUUCUUCUAAAAUGUUAACAAAAUUAACUUAAAUAACUUUUAACAAAUUAUUAUUGGUAGCCUAGGCUCACACUAGUUCUGAACUUGAUAGACUUGAGUCUUUUUUCAACUUAGAUUACUAUGUAACUAUGUAACUAGGAUCAAUGACAUAAUGCCUGCCAAUAUUUCCCAUAUUUCAAAGUUGUUUAAAGUACUCCUGGCAGCAGCUUCUAUCCAAAUAGAACAUAAAGCUAAACCUAGUCUUAACAGAAUCAAUGACCCAGGAAGGGACGUAUUAGCCACGAGGCAAACAAGGCAUUUGCCUUGGGUGGCAUUUUCCAGGGGGCGGCAAAAAAAGCUGCCCCCAAAUGCCCAGGGCAAGUGUCUCGUCUAAGUAAAAAUCUGUUCGUCAUAUUCCGGUUCCCAGCAUCACUCUGCGGCACGCGAGGGAGCUGAGCAGAGAGCUCAGGGGAAAGUGCUCCCUCGCCAGCGCCGCCCACCCGCCCAGCAGCCACUGGACCCCCAGGGAAAGGGAGAAUCCCCCCCCCCCAGCAUUCACAAAGGUAAGGAGGCUGGGUGGGUUGAAUAAAAAAAAAAAAAAAAGUGAUUGUGUUAAUGUGAGUGUGUGUUAGUGUGUGUGUGUCUGUUAGUGUGUGUCUGUGUGUGUUAGUGAGUGAGUGUGUCUGUCUGUUAGUGUGUGUCUGUUAGUGUGUGUGUGUCAGGGAGUGUGUUACUAUGUGUGUGUCUGCUAGUGACUGUAUGUGUCUGUUAGUGAGUGUGUAUAUCUGUUAGCUAGUGUAUGCGUGUCUGUCAGUGAAUGUGUGUGUAUUUAGAAGGCGGGGUAGGGGGGUGGGGUGAAGGGUGCCUGAGUUCAGCACAAAACCAGGAUGCACCACUGGACCCAGGCUGCCUCCCUUUCCAACACUAGCACAGCAAGGGUAAAUACACAGGAUCAUUGCUGGUCUAUUUCCUUCAGAAGUUGAGGUCAAAGCAGAGCAGAUGCAAGUAUUUCUGCUGCUUUUGUCAAAAAUCCAUUUGCUGCCUUGUCAUGAGAUACAGUUCAGUUCUCUCAGAUGUUCACUACAUUUUUCAAAUCAGCUAUUUUAGCCUAAAUUUAGCAAUUUUCUCUUUCUUACAGUUUGGUGUUUGAUGAAUAAACCCAUAGUCUCUGUGUCUGAUUAUUCCUUUUUAACUGUUCCUUUUCCAUUCCUCCUGCUAAGCAAAACUGUCUACACUUUUUCUCUCAAAUUUCCCUUGGUUUUUCCUCCACUUGCAAUCGCUGCCUACUCGUCUCUACUUAAUCUUUCCAGUCUGUCACUUUUUUGUCAGUGUCUUUUGCCCUUUUCACAGUAUUUUUUGUUUUGUUUUUCUUCAUAGUAUUUCCCCCCAAAUAGGUCUGUUAAUUAAAAGAAAACUAUAGUGCCAGGAAAACAAACUUGUUGUCUUGGCACUAUAGCUUCUCCCUUUGUAAAGGUCCACCCCAGUGGUGCACUUCCCUUGGCACUGGCUAGCGGGCGAGAUCUAAUGCACAUGUGUGGUAAUGGCUGCGCUCACAUUAGGAUUUCCCCAUAGGAAAGCAUUAUUCAGUGCUUUCCUAUGGGGAUUCUGUUGAUGCAGGAAUUCUUCAUGCAUAGCGUGAGGACAUCCAGUGUCGUUUAGGCGACCAAAAGUCACCUUCAAGCCCGGAAGUCCCUCUAGUGGCUGUCUAGUAAACAGCCACUAGAGGACUAGUUAAACCUUGCAGGUAAUUAUUGCAGUUUAUAAAAACUUCAAUAAUUACCACUCUAGGGUUAAGGUUGAUGGGAGUUUGCACCCAGCUGAAGUGGUCUGGGUGCCUACAGUGUCCCUUUAAACAGUGAGGCAAAAAUAGAAAAGUUGGAAAAAAUAUCCAUCUCCCGCAAGUUGAAGAAGUUUUUAACUUUGCUAUUUUGACCUAUGUUUUAAAAGAAACGUGUCAAAUUACUGCUUUGUUAAUAGACCCCAAGUUUCAGCGUGUCUUCUUUUUUUUUUCUUUUUCUUUUUUCUUCACAAGACAAGCACAUAGCAAGAAAGACACUAGCGUAAGAGGCGAAUAAAACAAAAAGAUGAGACCAUUUGAGAAAGGAAGGGCAGGUCUAUAUAAAAACACUGCCUAAUAUAUAUUUAUAUAUUUCUCAAGGGAAGAUCUAUACACACACACACACACACACACACACACACACACACACUGCUUCAUACAUACACCUAUACAUACGUACAUACACAUCCACACACAUAGGGGUCUGCAGCAUGUGGAUGAUGUGCCCUUGCACUGUUCUUCUACUUUGAAGGCUGAUUAUCCAGUUAAAGUCUUGAGCGUGCCUGAAUGGUGAUUAGCAGUGUAAGUGCUGCUGCUGUAUGCGCCCAACACCUCAAAUUUUAAUCACAGCAGGCUGGAAUAUUCUCACAUGGAGCUGGAAUUAUGGUCGCCGAGGGCAUCCCCUAUUAAAGAGCGCCAAAGGCCACCAUUUAAAUGGCCUAACAGAAUCACUAGCCCUGAAUCAAAUUGUCUAGAAGAAUCCUUGGAAGUAUAGUUGUUUUAUAGCUACUCAUUAUUUCCCUCUCUUGAUUACUUCACUUCAUCUGUCAUAAAGUCAACAAUUAGUGGCUGUCCUCUAACCAACAAUCUUUUUUUUUUUUGCUACCUCUUGAUUGGACAGUAGAUUCAGACCAUGUGAUUGGGCCGACUUCUUGUCCAUCAUGGCAAGCAAAGCUACUUAUUUGCCCCCACCCAAAAAAAAGAAAACGCCUCUUCUCUAUUCCUUCCCCCUUUUUUCUGGUGCCAGGAACAACACUCAGAAAGAAGAACUGGAUUCAAAGAUUUUGUCACAUGGUGGCCUGGAAAUCGGAACUUUGGCCGAUCAUCCACUCGUACUGAAUUUGGCGGAAUUGAGGUCCGGCCAGAACUGAAUCUUCCAGUAUACUAUUUGCUGUGUUUAGGACAUACUAAAAAGGUUAUAUGGUUAAAAAUUGCUUCCCAUACACUUACAGUGUUAUUUACUAAAGUGAACAUUUAAAGUGAAUUCAACAUGAAUUUCAAAUUUAAGGUCAAAUUAGCCGAAUGGCAAAAUUCUUUAUGUCAGCUAUGCUUUCAGUUCAGCUACUGUGGCCUUAAAUUAAAAAUUCACUUUGAAUUCACUUUGAGCCCAGUAAGUCAUAAGCUUUCCUUGUUCACCAUUCAUAACAUCGAUUUAUAUAAUAUUAUAAACAUUAUAAUUAUAUUAAUAUAAUUUUUCUCAGUUUCAAUGUAUGACUGCGACUUUAGUUUACACAAUGAAAGAAAUUAAAGUUAAUUGUUAUAAAGACAAGUACAAUGUUAACAUGACCAUAAUGUUUUAACUUUAUUUACAGUUAAAUAUGUCCUAUGCACAAGACCCAACUAUGGCAAAUGGUGACGAAGAAGACAAUGCAUCAAGUCCCCUUGUGUUCCGACUUAAUGACAGUGCUCCCAGGGUAGUUCGGGAGGUGUUGCUUGAACGUGGUUGGGAAGAAUUUAAUGAGCAAGAACAUGCAUUAACUGAAUGGAACUUACACUGGCGGACAUCUGCAUUUAGAGCAUCUGACCAUGACCAUGUUAAGCCAUGGCAGCGACUCAACCAUCAUCCAAGAACAGCACAGAUGAUGAAGAAGGAUUGUUUGGCAAGACACCUGAAACGCAUGAAAGGCAUAUAUGGACCAGCCAACUAUGAGUUUAGCCCCGAAGCUUUCAUCUUGCCAAAUGAAUACACUAAGUUUUUGGCUGAAUAUAUGAAGGAAAAACAUAAUAAAAAGUCAAGCUAUUGGAUCUGUAAGCCCACUGACCUGUCCAGAGGAAGAGGAAUAUUUGUUUUCCAGGAUAUUAAAGAUUUGGCAUAUGACUGUGCAGUAAUUGUACAGAAAUAUAUAACAAAUCCUUUACUGAUCUCUGGGUACAAAUUUGACCUGCGUAUUUAUGUUUGCGUUACCUGUUUCUGCCCAUUGACUAUAUAUGUGUACCAGGAAGGACUGGUCAGGUUUGCGACAGAGAAAUUUAGCCUCAGUUGCCUUGAUAAUAUUUUUGCUCAUUUAACAAACACCAGCAUUAACAAAUAUAGCACCUCAUAUACUACAGAAAAGGAAAGAGUUGGAAGUGGAUGUAAGUGGACAUUUGCUCAAUUCAGGUCUUACCUUCGUGGUAUAGAUGUGGAUGAUACCAUGCUGUGGCAGAAAAUUUAUAAUAUAGUGACAAUGACACUUUUGGCCAUUGCUUCCUCUGUUCCUUCUUCCUCUAACUGCUUUGAACUUAUGGGGUUUGACAUCCUCAUUGAUGAAACUCUUAAGCCAUGGCUUUUAGAAGUGAAUUAUAGCCCUGCCCUGUCUUUAGAAUGUUCUAAUGAUGUCACUGUGAAAAAAAGUCUUAUAAAUGAUAUCAUUGAGCUCCUCAACUUCAAACCGUCAGAUGGACUAAGAGAUGCUUCCAGUAUCAAAAAAAGCAGUAUGACACCACACGUGUUACACAGUUGUUCACACACAUCAUGUGAGAGUGCUAACUCACAAAGAACUGAAGAAAUCAAACCGAGUAGCUAUGCCAAAGAUUAUUCUACAGAAAAUAAGGCACCAAACUAUGUCCAAUCGGUCAAUUCUAAAACUACACAUCCUGACACUUCUCCUAGAACAAUUGGUGACAGUGAGACAAAGAGAUCAGAUAAUAAAGUGAAUGAAAUAUGCUGUAAAUGUGAUGCUGAAGAAACAUCCUUUCAAGACUUCCCAGAUGACACAAUGAACAAGAGAAUAACAUCAAAUGGAAUAACAGGAUCUUCUCCUCGAAAAACCCUUACGUCCAGGCUAAGAGAGCGUAUGAAUGUAUCCCAGAAGUUAGCAGACUCAAAAGUUAUUUCCAAAACUCAUCCAGUACGGUACACAAGGAUUAAAACAACUGUAGAAAGUGCAUGGCACUACAACCAGUGGAAACCCAAUGAGUAUAACCUGUUUCCUUUAUAUUUUAUUUCUGACUUGGAAAAAAGUCCCCCAUCUCAUGUCGGUAACUUUCUCCUUGUGUUCCCUUUUAGCCAAUCAUCUCUUUUAGCUUCUAGAAAUGGUAUGGACAUCAAAAGCAUCAUUCAAGAACUUAGCAGGAUAAUGCAUAGACUUUCUUCCAGUAUAAAAAGUGUCUGAUAUUGAAAUUUCAAGAAAAUAAUUAAAGGAACACUAGUCACUAAAACAACUUUAGCUUAUUGAAGCAGUUUUGGUGUAUAGUUCAUUUCCCUGCAGUGUCACUGCUCAAUUCUCUGGCAUUUAGGAGUUAAAUCACUUUGUUUAUGCACCCUAGUCACACCUCCCUGCAUGUGACUUGCAUAGGCUUCCUAAACACUUCCUGUAAAGAGUCAGCUAAUGUUUAUACUUCCUUCAUUGGAAAUUCUAUUUAAUUUAAAAUGUAUUAUCCCCUGCACUGUUGAUAGCUUGCUAGACCCCACAGAAACUUCCUGUGUAUGAUUAAAGUUCACUUUACAGAGCAGCCAAUAAGAACUUUUAAAUUGCAUCUAAUUGAAAUUAAAACAUUUUUUCUUUCAAGCAUGGAGUGUGAGUCACAGCCAGGGGAGGUGUGGCUAGGGCUGCAUGGACAGAAACAAAAAGGAUUUAACUCCUAAAUUCCAGAGUUUAGCAGUGAGACUACAGGAUUAUGAUCUAUACACUAAAACUGCUUCAUUAAGCUAAAGUUGUUUUUGUGGCUAUAGUGUCACUUAAAUAUUAGCUUUUUGUUUCUGAACUAUUGAUGCAAAAUAUGUAUGUAUUAAUGCUGACUUGCAAUAAAGGCAUACUAAUCUAUCUAAUGUAUUGCACAGCCCAUCAAGUCUAAUUAACCUUAGGAAUGUCCAGAGUCAAAUACAUCAAUAAAUUAAUAAUUAUGACAUCCCUCCUGCAAAUAACUGUUACCAAUGCCAUUGAAGCAAAACCUAUAUUAAUUCGGGUCAGUAAGCAAAAAAAAAUCAUAAUCAGAAUCGUAAAACAUUUAUAGAUUAAUUAUAAAACAUCGAUGUGCCCUAUUUCUUCCAUAGAAGGGUGCAACAAAAUUACAUUUAAAUAUAAGAAAAAACAAAACAUUGCCAUUGCAAAGUUAAUUGUGUAUAGUUUGGUAUGUAUUGCUUCACCACAAAAUAGAACCCUCCAAAAAAAUGAUUGUCGGGGGGCGGAGCCUGGACACCAAUCCGUGCAGAUGUGUCUGGCGCGAGCUCCUGCCAAGUGUGAUGAAAAUGGGGCAAAAGCGGGGGAAAUAUGACCCAAGGUCCUUCCAGGGGGCACCACCCACGUGAGGGGUACCCCACCGACUCGAAUGACACCACCGCGAGGCCCGUCGGGGCCAGGAGCGCAAAGCUUGAAGUGCGGCCUACUGGGACUGGAGUCGGGGGGAGGUGGCCGCUCUCCUUGACGCCAAGGUCCUCAAGCGACUUGCCUACAGCCUACCCCUCCCCCCCUUUGGACCGGUGAGUGAUAUCCUGGGCCCCACUGGACGAACCGACCGGAACGGAGAGUUGCCAAGCUAGCCACACAGCAAACAGGGGCAACGGGCCUCCAAAGCACAGCCAAAAUGGCCGCCCAGCACAGACCCCAAGAACGUAACGCCCAAAGCAAGCCAUCCACGCCACCUCAGGGGACUUUUGACCGGCUCUGCAAAAGUUUCUGGGACGCACUGCACAGCCGAGGGGCAACUUACCACCAAGCCUCCAAAGAGGCCGUCCGGCAGCGUAGAUUCCAGCAGUCCUCAAGGCGGAAAAAGGGUGCCAUGUUUCUCAGGCGCAGGCUCCCACUCGCGACUACACAAAAGCGAGAACACCACACAAGCGCCACAAGACAGGACCUCACCGGACCAGACUCUCACCAUCCGGCAUAACGUGACCCGGCUCCUCCCAGCCAAAGCUGCAAAACCAAAGACCAAGUGGCUGUGCACCCCCCAGGGCACUACCAGAGCUGGCACUCGACGCAGAGACACUGUGCCCAGGGGCUCCAAAAGAGACACUCUCAGUGGCAACAACCGGGUCUUCCCAAUACUGGGCAUAGGCUGAAGCACCCACCGUACAACCUCACGAGAGCCUUGCUUUACAUUGCCGGGUGAUGCUCUAAUUGUUUUUACAGCUUUACAAUGCCUUAUAAUAGUUAUGUACGCUCAUAGGGCUGCCACGUUAAUACAGGUCCAAAGAGGUUAAAGCUGACUUUUUCCUUUCUUUAUCACUUAGUCUGGAACACCUCUCGCCACCACGAUAGCUAAAUACCAAGAUGUUAUCAACUGUUGCACACCCCACGAUGCUUAAGCUCCCCUGCCGACAUCAGCAUAUUAAUGUAAAGUUGCUCUUGUCCUAACUAGAUCCCAGUGGUUUACAUCACAAUACCUAGCUAAACCUUGCACAGCAUAAUACUUUCAUGUCUAUAUAACUCAGCGAUGUUGUUUUCAGUUAUGGGACAGAUUUGGCUAUGAACACCUCUACUGUUUACUACUCAAACUAUCCUAAAACAUAACAAUUGUGCCAGAUGUAUCAUGUACCUAACUGUCUAUAUUGCGUUGGAAGAAUGCCUUUGUGGUACCUCACAACCGUCUGUUAUAAGCUUAUGCACUACAAAAAUAAAG
Messenger RNA from Pelobates cultripes (western spadefoot toad), 14787 nucleotides. Lineage: Eukaryota; Metazoa; Chordata; Amphibia; Anura; Pelobatidae. The record is from the annotation of a GenBank genome assembly.